This is a messenger RNA of Sus scrofa (pig), 1481 nucleotides long. The record is from RefSeq and is a predicted model, not a curated record. Lineage: Eukaryota; Metazoa; Chordata; Mammalia; Artiodactyla; Suidae.
GGACAGCCUGGUGAGGAGUCACCCCAGGUGACUCUUGGAUGAAACUCCUUGGAGGCCUCCUACACCUGGGGAAGGCACAGGCUGGAAGGCGGCAAUUCCAGGAAAAGAACUGAGCCCCAGGAAGAGGCCUCACCCUGGGUGGGCGGGGGAACCUGUGCUAGCUGAGACUGUCCUAGCUGCAGCCCAUUGUUGAAAAGGUUCACCGUCCCCAUCCACCCCUCCCUGUGCCCCCGAUCGCCCACCCCCACGCGGCCUCCUGCCUCCCAGCCCCUGUAAUUACACUGCUUCCCCACGCGAGGCUGCUCCCAUUCCUUGGCCGCCGCUGGCCUUGAGGGAUGCAAAGGGAAGGCCCUGUUAUUAAAACUGCUGCAGAAGGGGAUGUGCAAAGUUGGGAUGACCAAGGUCUAGGUCACCGAUAAAGCCUGGAUGGCUGGGUCCUGAGCUGGGGGACUAAAAUGAGGGACGCCACCAUCACAGGUUACACACUAGCCAUGGCCUUCCAAACGGGUUUGACCAGUUAGAUUCCCGUGUGAUUCCUUGUGUCACUGGGCCAGCCCCUCCCCAGAGACUGGCCUCUUCCCCUCCUGCCUUCCCUAUAAAGCCUCUUGGGGUUCCUGGGCAACCAGACUCAGCCUACCCCCCCGACUUUGGGGGCCAAGAGACAGCCAAGAUGCUCAACUGGAAGCUACUGGGGAUCCUGGUCCUUUGCCUGUUCGCCGGAGGCAUCUCAGGCAGCGGAGACCACCCAUCUCCCCCAUCCACGGAGGCCUCAGAGGAGGAGGGCUCCCCAACAUUGCCUCGGGGCCCCCCAAUCCCCGGUGACCCUUGGCCAGGGGUACCUCCUAUCUUUGAGGACCCUCCAGCUCCAGGGCCCAAUCGUCCCUGGAGAGACCUGCCUGAAUCUGGAGUCUGGCCUCCUGAACCCCCUAGUACUGAUCCCCCUCAACCUCCCCGGCCUGACGACCCCUGGCCAGCAGGACCCCAGCCUCCAGAAAACCCCUGGCCACCUGCCCCUGAGGUGGACCACGGAUCCCGAGAGGAGCCAGACCUUGACCCACCCCGGGAGGAGUACAGAUAAUGGGAUCCCCAGAGGCAUCCUGUGCCUCCAGGCAGAGGGCCCUCCAGCUCAGCUCUUUUCCCACUUGCCUUGAAUUCUCUUCAACUGAGCCUAACUUCUUAAUCCUUUCCUUAUUCCUGAACCCGGAAGGUGUUCUCGGUAUUUUUUGUUCCCUCCUGGGAUCUAUAUUAGCCCCCACCUUACCCCUCUUUUUGUCUCUGUCAGCCCAAACCUAUAACCUCUAACUCUACCCUCAGUGGAGUCCUCACCCUUCCCACCACCUCUUCCUCCACCGGACUCUCUGGGCAGGGCCGGCAGCACUGUGUUCUCUGCUGCCACCUGGUGGCCAUCAGCUGGGAACUACCAGGAGAUGAUAGUGCUUCCAUGAAAUGGAAAAAUAAAAAACCGUUUUCUUAGUUUUGAA